AUGUUCCUGAGUAACCUUUGGAACAAGCGACGACCUCUUGUGGCUUUUGGCUGGGUGUUCUUCGCGAUUGUUUUAAUUUCAGUUUUAUAUUUAGUAAGAUCUAGUUUUAAGCAUCCGAAGACGGAACAGGUUAUCAGAAUUUUGUCUUUUGGCGAUUCGUUGACCGCGGGUAGCACUGGAAUACGAAGAAAACGGCAUCCAUAUUCGAUAACACUACAACAACACUUAGAUUCUCAUCAUCACACACUGCUUGGAAGGAACAUAUUACCAAUCUUCGAAGUUCACAACGCUGGGAUUCCGGGUGAAAGGGUGGUAGAUCAAAUGUUUCCACGGUUAGAAAAAAUCUUACAAGAUGCAAGAACAAAAUAUACCUGGGUGAUAAUUCUUGGGGGGACAAACGACUUGUCAAAGUACAGAAAUAGUUCUUCGAUGGGAGACUUCAAAUCUAUUUUCUACGCUUUAGUAAACCUUCACAACAUGACUCAUAGUUAUGGAGCCAGAACAGUUGCGAUCACCAUUCCCGAUAGAGAAUGCAUGGGUUCGGGAAGGUGUUAUUAUCUAAGCAGAACACAAUCAAAAGUGAACGACCUUCUCCGAGAUUUCGCCGCUCAAAACACAAACAAAGUAGUGCUUGUCGACUUGGCAAACGAGAUCCUACUUCCGCGAGAUGUAAGACUCUGGGGUGAUUAUGUGCAUUUUAAUGAGGAUGGCUACCAAAAGAUGGCACAUGCUAUUUAUAGUUCAAUGAAAGAACAUAUCUAA
Molecule: messenger RNA, 762 nt
Organism: Porites evermanni
Lineage: Eukaryota; Metazoa; Cnidaria; Anthozoa; Scleractinia; Poritidae
Source: the annotation of a GenBank genome assembly